UACAACUCCCAGGGUGACCCGAAGGCUGCCUGGGCAAAGAAGGGUUUGGUGCCGCUUUAGCCAACGUCGGCCUAAACUUGGGAAAUGAUGCUGGCUCCCCAGAAGAAGGCCGCUUUAAGGAAGAGGACGGGGCUGAGUCGCUGGGAAGAGUUCACAAGGAAGCCGAAUCCCAAGCCUGCUUUUGACCCUGACAAUGUGGAACACUGGAUUAAGAGAAUGGAGAAAGCCUCAGAAUUUGCAGUUUCGAAAGCAUUUUUUCCUGGAAACUCAGAUUUAUGCAGAAGGUUUUGGGACCAAAUCACAGAUUUGGAAACAUCUGAGCAAAUAGAGGAUCAUAGUGAAGCCUAUGCAGAAGCUCAGGAACUAGUCAAUGAUUGGUUAGACACCAAACUUAAGCAAGAACUAGAAAGUGAUGGAGAAAGUGAUGUUGAAAAUACUGCAAGUACCACUCCUAUGCCAGAAGCUAAUGGCCUUUCAAAAUAUGACAGGUUUGAUGAGUUAUAUGGCUAUUUGGAGGAAGAAGAAGAAAGUACUACCGUUCAAAAAUUUAUAGACCAUCUGCUCCAUAAGGAUGUGGUGGAUUCUGGGAUGCUGGAAGAUCUUGGGAUGAAGGAAAACCAAGACAAGAAGCAGCAGAAGGAUCCUCGUCUUACCAUGGAGAUGAGACAUAAGCAGGUUAAAGAAAAUCGCUUAAGACGUGAGAAAGAACUAGAACGCCAGAGAAUGGAAAAGGCCCUGAAAAAAUCCGCCUUCUUGGAGGCUCAGUAUCUGGUGCAAGAAGAGAAGAAAAGGAAGGCUCUGGAAGCUAAGAAAGAGGAUGAGGAGAUUCAAAGGGAGAUGGUGAAGCUUCGGAGGGAGAUAAUUGAGAGGAGACUCACUGUGGAAGAAGCAUGGAAAUUAGAGAAGAAAAGGCAAAAAGAAAAUUCUCAGAAGAAUCCAGAAAAAGCCAUGUUUCCAAGUGCUCACAUUCUUCUGGCUGAAGAAAAGAUGGCAAAAGAAAGAAAGAAGAAACUGAAAGAGUUAUUGAUGCAAGUUUCCAAGGAAAAUCACCAGUGUCAAAAACGAUAUUUCUCUGCCUGGCACAAGCUGAUUCUGGAUCAUAGGAUUGCGCUGGGGAAAGCUGGGACCUUGUCCAACUGGAAGUUUCAACUGAAGGUCCUGAGAGCCUGGAGGGACUACACGAGAUCCCAGAAGCUGGAGCGCGAAACUCAAGCCAUGGAAAAUGACCUCAGGGAAGAAAACAGAAAACAACAGCUGGCCACUGAGUAUAACCGGAAACAAGUUCUUCAACACAGCUUUACAGAAUGGCAGCUUUGGCAUCAUGGCAAGAUCCGAAAGAGAGAGCUGGCUCUAACAAAGGAGGAAACUAGGAAGAAAAUGGAUGAGCUGCUGAAGGCAGCUUCGCUCAGGAAGCUCAAUGCAAAUGGAUUAUCCAGUUUAAAUCUACUUAAGGAGGCAACAGCCACUGUGGAUCCAGCUGUAAGAAAUGGAGAGGUGACUGCCGUGCCCCCUUUGUGGGAAAAGCCUCUUUCGGGAAGCAAUGAUUAUAUGCUCAGCCCUCCUUUAGGAAAACCAACAAAGAGCACCUUGCAGGUUUCCCUUCAGAAUGUCCCUUUGAGCACACCUGAUCAUAAACAGCCCGAGAUCCUGUACGCUGAACCCUCCCAACAGUCUGGCAGUGAGAAGCUCAGAACCAGCAGCCAGAAAGCAGAACCCAUUUGCAUGGGCCAUUUCCAUAAUCGCCACAUCUUCCAGCAACAGCUGAUUGAGAAGCAAAAGAAGAAACUUCAGCAGAAAACAAUUCUCGAGCUGAAGGAAAAUCAGCGGCUGGCGGAGGCUCGCUGGGCAGCAGAGCGUGCUGCAGCGGUUACAGAUGCCCAGAGCCGCCUGCUGUCAAAUCCCAGAGAGGAAGAAGAACCAAAAAUAACAUGCCAGGUGCUUCUAAAUUCAUCUGUUGCUUCCUCUGGAACUGAAGGCAGUAGAAGUGACUCCCGAAAUUCUCUUCCUGGAUUCAAAAGGAACCCCAAGCAGCUGAUGGCACCCCAUCCCAUAGUGAAAGCCAUGGAAGAGAGAGCAAUUCAGCGAGCUGAACGUAGGCAGAUCUUGGCAGAGAAGAAGAAAAAACAAGAAGAGGAGAAAUUGGCCCAAUUAAAGGCCCAAGAAGAGGAGCGUCGGAAGAGGGAGGCAGAAGAAAAGGAGGCUCAGCUUGAAAGAAAACGAGAAGAGAAGAGACUGAAGAAAAUGAAAGAAGCAGAGAAGCAGAAGAGAAUAGAGAGGAACCAGCAGCUGGAAGCAGUAGCCAAAGAACAUUAUGAAAAGGUCUUGCUAAGAAAAAAAGGUCUAGAGCCUUGGAAGAGAUUGAGAAUGCAAAGCAAGCAAAACAUCCAGGUGGCAGAGGGACAUCACUCUGUGGCAUUACAGAGGAAAUGCCUGCUGACCUGGUUCCAGUAUAGUCAGGAAAGCCUGGCUAGAAAGAUGGCCCAGGCUGAUCAACUUUAUUCCCAAAUAUUGCUUAGGAGAGUCUUCCGGAGCUGGCUACAGUACCUGACUGAUCUAGAGGAAGAAGUAAGAAAACUUCAUGUACACUUUCUUCAGAAGAAGAUUUUCAAGGCCUGGUUUAACAUGGUCAGGGAAGCUAAGAUUGAUGAUCAGAGCAAGUAUGAGAUUGCGGUGGAGCAUAGUGACAGGAGGAUUCACUGGAUCACGUUUAAGACAUGGAAGAAGUUUGCAAAAUUUAUGAAAGAGGAAAGAUUAAAAGAAGAAAGGAGACAGCAACUCCGUAGGAAGGUAGCUGAAAUUCUUCCAGACUUCCAGAUGCUGGCCCCACUGUGACUACUGUUUGUACCAGCUGUUUGCUACUCAGCCCACAUGUGAGACAAGCCUUUCCUAUGCCGGCGGACACAAACCAGUGCAGAGAGGAAGCGGGGAAUCAUGGUUGGUGCACUGUGUGUACCUCUACCCACUCACAUCCAUCCCUAUACAUACUCACCUGAUUUGCUUCCUGUCAGAUAUUUCUAGGAUCAAAGGAAUUAUUUUAGAAACUUCCUUCUUUGAUGUCUGCUGGAUUGCUACUCAGCAGCUCACUAAAGCAUUUAUCACAAUGGGAUCCUUCCAAAGGAACAGUCUAGAGCCCCACUGCUCAAAUGCAUCCUCGUUUUAGUAGAAUAAACUUUAUAAAGGAUGAGUGUUUGCCUGCUUGAGCAUGGGAAGGAAACAUGUCUUUCAAUUUAAUUAGUUGUUUUAAAAGUAAUAAAUAUUUAGAAAAGGAGGCAGAGGUUGUCAGUCUCCUAGAACCUUAGUAGCAGAGCUCGGCAUCCUAACAGACCCUGUCCCUCUGACCAGCCCUGCGUAGCAAAGGUCCUCUGUAUGGUUGGUAACAAGUGGCAGCUUAUCUUGAUUUCAGAGAAACGGAGACCAGAGAUACUUCUCUUCAGCGCACCUUGAUAAGUGUGAAGCAACAUUCCAAAAACUAAUGACUCAAUCAAAGACAAUCUAGGAACACAUUAAAAUGUCUGCUGAUGCUCCUGAUUGCAAUGUCUACAUAAUACAUGGUCUUCUAGUCCUCAGCUCAGUUUGAUCUAGAUAUCAAAAUAUUUAUCUUCAGUUCAAAAUGUCUUAAUCUUUGGAGUGCUAAGACUAUAAAAGACUGAUAAAAUGGUCCCUUCUAUGAACUGUCUUAGACAACUAGGACAAAAACUAGGAAAAAAUUCCCAUUACAAAAUACAUGUCUAUUACAACAAAUUCAAGCAGUCCAUAAAUGCACACAGUAAAAUGAGAAAGUCCUUCCAGCCCUGAGUGUGGAUUUGUGUGGUGGUUCAAGUGAAUAUUCCUGUUAUUGUCUCUUGCUUCCUAAAGGAAUAUGUAGCUACACCACCUGCAAAAUGACUUAUCUCCUUUUCCCGUAGAAGAUGUGUGAUGAUUUACACAGAAUGACAAACACCCUGAAUUGAACUAUAUUUCUUCUACCAUGUUCCUGUCCCCAGUCAUCUUUUCCUUUACUAUGAUUACACAGUUGUCAUCUAAAAACCCAUAAACUUUUUAAGACUAGUGGCCACUAAAGAAAAUGAGACUAAAAGGUAAUUCAUACCAAGUACAGUAGACACAUACCAAGAAACACCAACUCUUUUCCUUUAAAGAAAGCACUUUAUUUUCCAUUUAAACAACUUGGUCACAGUACAUUAUUUUACAUAAAUAGCAGAAAUUUUUUAAAUCGCCAUUUAAAAGGCCUUGUGUCUGGAUCUGAGGUGAUAAGAGGAUAUGAAUACAAGUACAAAAACAGUGCAAAAUGUUUAGCACACAGCCUCCCGAGUUAGCUUCAGAAAUUCCUCUAAUAUUGCUGGGCCAGUUAAUAUUAAGUAUUAAAUACUAAUUUAAUCAUAAAGAAGUAUUCCUGGAUUUCCUUUAGUCUAACAUCAAACUCAGAAAUGUAAUCAAAUGAAAAGGCUUAAAAGCCCUAACAGCUCAUACCAUCAAACCAUCCAACAUAGGAUCAUGACUUGAGCCUGCAAGCUUAUACCAUGGGCACCUUUUCAGUGGCUCCAUCUGAAGAAAUAAGAAUUUUAGUUGCAUCAUUAACUAGACUAGAUUAGGUCUGGUUUUAAAGCCUUGCUUCUGAAGUGUGAUUUUCUAGAGGUGCAGGGUGCCACAGGGAAGGCUAAUGUAGUAAUUAGUCACAAGCCCUAAGAAAUUUGUCUCCCCAGUAAUCAAGUCUUUGGCCUGUUGCUGACACUACAGUGAAACACUUAGUGCCCCAUGACGUGUAAAUAAUCGUCCAUUAGCAACAGGCUUGCAUUUAGCUGAUUUUGCAAAAAGGUUACAUUAAUCACAGCAAACAUCCACAGGAACAUACUGAAUUUUAUUCAGGAUUAAGAUAAGCAUGGCUCUCAUGCUCCCCUUCCAUCCCCUUUACAAUUUUUAAUAUAAAACGGCAUACUUGUCAAGCUCCCAAUGAGAAAAUCAGAUUGCAAACAGAUGCCUAAAGUGAAGUUCUCUAUAAUCCAUUGCUUGUUUGAGGAAAUUCUCACUUUCAAAUUGCAGAGAUAUGGCUAAAAUAAAACAAGUCCAUAGAAACUUACGUACCCUGUUUAAAGAGACCCUUAUACCUCACAAAAUGUUAAUUUUUAAACAUCCUGGUUAAAACUGUGCUUCUAGAUGUCUUAUUUUUGCUUACACUAGUUAAGCUUUAUAAUAAAAAAACAAAUGUCCCGUACCCAAAGGAAAUAAAGUCUAAGUAAAUGGUCAGUAUUAUGUAGACCCUUA
Messenger RNA from Choloepus didactylus (southern two-toed sloth), 5259 nucleotides. It is a transcript of the gene CCDC191, whose product is annotated as coiled-coil domain containing 191. Bases 85 to 2832 code for a protein of 915 amino acids. NCBI's taxonomy places the organism in Eukaryota, Metazoa, Chordata, Mammalia, Pilosa, Megalonychidae. The record is from RefSeq and is a predicted model, not a curated record. The transcript has 17 exons. Gene Ontology annotation, molecular function: phosphatase binding.